UUAACAAAUUGGGCAAAAUUAGACGAAGAGAGAGGUCGGGGGAGGGGAAGCGAAAUCUACAUCGAGCGACGAAGCGUCGCAGGACAAACAUAAACGUAAACGACGACGGAGCCGGACAAACAUUGCCGGUUGUUUGUGGUGCCGUACGUCGCCUCCCAUUCCAAGACGUCGACGUCUUGAUCACAAUCAAAAGCAAUUCUGUCCUAUAAUUCUUUUUUUCUCGAGACAGGGUCAAUGGCUUCUUCUGCAGACUCAUGGAUAAAGGAAUAUAAUGAAUCAGUAAAACUUGCUGAUGAUAUCAAUGGCAUGAUAUCUGAACAGAGUUCGUUGCCUGCAUCGGGACCAAAUGGUCAGCGUCAUGCAUCUGCCAUAAGAAGGAAGAUCACGAUUUUAAGGACCAGACUCGAUAGUUUACAGUCCCUUUUGUUGAAGCUCCCUGGAAAGCAGCCAAUAUCGGAGAAGGAGAUGAAUCGUCGUAAGGACAUGCAUGCAAGUUUGAGGUCAAAAGUUAAUCAGAUGGCUUCAACAUUGAACAUGUCAAACUUUGCAAACAGGGACAGCUUACUUGGCCCAGAAGUAAAGGCAGCCGAUUCCUUGAGCAGAACAGUUGGCCUGGACAACUCUGGCGUUGUUGGGCUUCAACGACAGGUUAUGAAAGAGCAAGAUGAGGGUCUUGGGAAGUUGGAGGAGACUGUCAUAAGUACAAAACACAUUGCAUUAGCAGUCAAUGAAGAACUUGACCUACACACUAGACUGAUUGAUGACUUGGACCAACAUGUUGAUGUUACAGACAGUAGGUUACGGCGGGUUCAGAAGCAUUUGGCGAUUUUGAAUAAGCGCACCAAGGGUGGUUGCUCUUGCAUGUGCAUGCUCUUGUCAGUUAUUGGGAUCGUGGUUCUAGUUGCUGUCAUAUGGUUGUUGAUAAAAUAUCUGUAAUAACAAUAGCAAGCCCUGCCACGUCUCUUUGUUAUGGCGCUAAUCUGGUUUAAUUGUUGAUAUGAUGGUUCUAACUAAAUAAUUGGCUUCUUGUACUUUGGUUCUUUGUUUGUGAAACGGAAUGUCUGAGGUGUUAAGAUACUUUCCAACUUUCUUCUGUAAUCGGCUUAUGUAUAUACACAUAUACAUAUAAAUGACACCAUUUGUCGUGUUAGUGACA
Carya illinoinensis is the source of this 1156-nucleotide messenger RNA. RefSeq names its product syntaxin-51-like. Gene Ontology annotation, biological process: vesicle fusion; intracellular protein transport. Lineage: Eukaryota; Viridiplantae; Streptophyta; Magnoliopsida; Fagales; Juglandaceae. Gene Ontology annotation, molecular function: SNAP receptor activity; SNARE binding. The record is from RefSeq and is a predicted model, not a curated record. The transcript is spliced from 6 exons. Gene Ontology annotation, cellular component: SNARE complex; endomembrane system. The coding region runs from base 235 to 936 and encodes 233 amino acids.